Balearica regulorum gibbericeps (East African grey crowned-crane) is the source of this 390-nucleotide messenger RNA. Its product is annotated as serine palmitoyltransferase small subunit A. Gene Ontology annotation, cellular component: serine palmitoyltransferase complex. NCBI's taxonomy places the organism in Eukaryota, Metazoa, Chordata, Aves, Gruiformes, Gruidae. Gene Ontology annotation, molecular function: serine C-palmitoyltransferase activity. Gene Ontology annotation, biological process: ceramide biosynthetic process. The record is from RefSeq and is a predicted model, not a curated record.
GGACCGCGCCAUGGUGUUGGGCUUGGCCUGGAAGCAGAUGUCGUGGCUGUACUACCAGUAUCUGCUGGUCACCGUGCUCUACACACUGGAGCCCUGGGAGCGCACCGUCUUCAAUUCUAUGCUAGUUUCCCUUGUUGGAAUGGCACUGUACACAGGCUAUGUGUUCAUGCCUCAGCACAUCAUGGCAAUAUUGCACUACUUUGAAAUUGUGCAGUGAUGAAGAACAUAUUUUCAAGAAGUAAUCAGGCUUUGAAAUCUGGUCUACAAAGAAUGAACCUCUUAGUUUUAACAAGACUUCUACCGAUGUCGGAAAGACACAAUUAUGACUCUGAAGACUAGGGAAUGAGAUAUGUAGAGCAGGGAUGUGAGAUGUCCCUUAUGUUGUGUCAU